UCUCUGCUGAACGUAGCCAAUAACAACGACUUCCGCCGGCUGGAGCUAGUGGCGACACUCAGGAUCCCCUUUCAUUUCCGUUUUCAAUCCGACGUCAUCUACAUACUCUGAAAGUCCGUGUGUUUUGUGUUUCAUUUGGGGCCACGAUGAUUAUCGCUAAUUUAACGUUGAAGCUUUUGAAAUUGAAAUUAGGUUUCUUCACAUCUUAAAAAUACUGCGAAAGGCAUACCGACUUCAAGAGUAACAACAACACAUUGCGGGACGCAAAAAUAAUUUAUUAAUCCAAAAAGAUCGCAAAUUAUUACAUCAGGGAAAUAAAAGAAAAACACAAAAACAAACCAAUUUCACUUGCAAUUGGGUAGCAACUAGGGCGUAUUGAAACUAACCAAAAUGGGCAUUCAAGACUUGCAAGCUUUCCUCGAUGGUAAUUGCGUGCAAGGAAGCACUGUAAUGGUGGACCUUUUGAAAACCGGGCGUCUAGUCGGACAACGGCAACGUGGCCGCGUCAUCAAAGGGCAACAGCUUUCCAAUACUACUAAAUUAAGGCUAGUUCUUGAUGGAGAAUGCUGCUUAGAUCGUUUGUACGGUGGAUAUUUCUCAGAUUGGGCCUGUGGCGGACAAUGGAAUCGCAUGCUACAGUUUUUAGCUGUUCUCAUACAGGCAAUGGAAAUGUCGAACUUAGAAUUGGCCGUAUUCUUUAAUGGAUGUUUCGAGUCACCUCGGCGAGCGGAUUGGGUGCAAAAUCAGUUGCAAGUACGCGCUAAAGUCAACAAUGUCUUGAAACAUAUAAUAACUAAAGGCACGCCUCCGCCAAAAAUUUGGUGGACUCCGCCUGUCUGCUUAAGAACCAGCUUACGCAUGGCCCUCAGGCAUUUAAAUGUCAUAGUUCUUUGUAGCAUGGACGACCAUCAUCAGGAGGUGAUCGCCUAUUGUCGUGAAAAUAAUUAUAAUGGACUGAUAGCCGAUGACGCUGAAUAUGCCGCAUUCGAUCCUCCGCGAUAUUUCUCGUCUGAACAGCUGAAGCUCACGUACAAAGGUUCUCUAGAUACGAAAGAAUACAUACUCUCCGAACUCACAAAAGCCCUCAAUAUACCAUCAGACAGACUUUGCAUACUGGCAGCAUUGCUAGGAAAUUACAUAUUAACCGAAAAUGACUUGGCUGAUUUCUACAAGAAACUCAACAUUAGCACUAAUAUCAAUAAGACGAGCGUCGAACAGACGAUCAAAACAAUUGCGAAUUUUGUCAGAGAACUACCGUCCGUGGAGUUGGAUGUAGUCUCGCAAAAAGUCUUCGGUUCCACGUCCGACCCGAGAUGUUCCAAGUUGCGACAGUCUAUACAAUAUUAUUUGAACGGAACGAAGGAGGGGUUUUUGCACUACAAACCUGUGAAACCAACGAAAGUUCAUAAAGUAGACUCCAAACCGAGCGCACAGGUUCAUUCGAAUCAGACGACGGACACGCCGUCAGUCUCGGAAAGCGACUCUAAUCUGGAGACGUCGCGGUUUGCAUCCGAAACUCUGGAGAGUGAGCGCGAGAGUUUGAACGCGUACAAGCAGGCGACGGCCAACGCAAAGUCAGCGCCGCAAAUCGUGAUCGACCCACCUGGUAUUCAAGGCCAUGGAGACGCCGAUCCUAUACGCACGGAAGAAGAACAAAGCAACGGCCACGCCAUUAACGGCACUCACAAUCUUCUAAUCAGCUCGUCGAGCUCAAGCAGUAGCUCUUCUGCCACAUCGCCGUCUCACGCAACUGCCGAUUCCGCCAAACAUUCGGAGAAGACGAGUAGUGUCCCCACUACUGUGCCGGAAGUGAUGCGCACUGCCUCGGAACGCCAUCAGAAGGGACUGAUGUCGCCACACAUCUAUCAGAUCCUCAUUGCUGGAGAAAUCAAACUACCGGUUUUGCUGGAAGAUGAGAAUCACCGUGAAUUUCCCUCCAUUCAUCUGAUUUAUAGACCUAUUCGACAAAUGGUGUAUGCGAUUCUGUUCAAUCUUCACCAUCGGAUGUAUCUGGCCACAAAGAGUAAAGAGAAGGGUGAUAGCGAAAAGGUUGAAGUGCCAGAUGUUAUAAUCAAAGAAUGGGUUUGGUCCAAGUCCAAUCCGUAUCAAACACCUGAAUUAGUGAAAGCAGAGCAGAUCGGUUGGGGUGUACCUACGAUUCAACGUUUAUGGUUUGGCACAGUUAUUGACGACAAACGGCGGAGGCUCAGAGGAUUUCUAACAUGCAUGAGAUCAGAUACACCUCUCAUGUUAAAUACCUCAUAUGUUCCGCAACAUCUGUUGGUUAUGGCAUGUGUUUUAAGAUACAUCAUGUCUUUUUCUGAUAAAAUAAAAAUCUUACGACGCCAAGAACUGGACGCCUUUAUCGCGCAGGCCUUCUCGCCAGAACUUAUGAACGCUCAGUACUUACAGGAUUUACAGCUUCCACUGGUUACUUCACGUGGUGUGCAAUUGGCCACGUUAUUUAUGGCUGGUGUAGAAACCGCGUUGUUGGCGAACGACGCUUGCGGCGCACCGAUUCCCUGGUUAAUGUGCUGUCCUUGGCUCUACUUCGACGGAAAGCUGUUUCAUCACACCCUGGCUCGUGCUACCAUUGCCAAAAAUUUACUGGAACUCUGUAGCGGACACAUAGAUCGUGUGGUGAAGGUCGAGAGAAUGCGAAAAGCGAUACUAGAAGGAGUUACCGUUAUGUUCGCACGCCCACCUUUACCAGUCGCUCCAGGUAUCCGUGUAUCUGUUCCUUCAAAUAUUCUGCCCGCCGGCUGUCCCAUCAACGACGGGCUGAUGCGUGGUCGCGGUGGCGGCGCGAUGCCACAACGUGGUUUAAUGCGACGUCCGAUUCCGUCUCGCGGUGGUCAAUUGGAGAUCGCCGGUGUCGUCGUGGGCCAGUGGGGUCCGAAUUAUGGACAGCCCGGCCGCUUGCCACAACCCCUACAAGGACAUCCCCGUGGACGUAUUCCACCCCAGGUAACUUCAAUCGGUGGGCUUAAGUACAGUCUUCCUCGUGGCUUCAAUCCGAUGGGUCGACCGACGUUUCACACACGCGGAAACAACCGCGCUCCAAUCGCCGGACGCGGCAAAAAGACGCAGUUGAAGGCGACCGGCAAGAAGAAAACCACUAUCAAGAAAACUAAAGAAAUUGAAAAAAAAGACAACAGCAGAGGCCGCGGUAUCAAUGUCGACGGAAUUACCGAUUAUAACGAGACAGUUUCGAAUGUGAACUCGACGAAGGAGGUGCUGCCGGUGCCAGGUCAAUUUGACGACGCGACGGAAAACGGCAAGAGCGUGGAGAAAGGUCAGGGCGAUGCGCCGCUCGCCACUCCAGUCGCCACAGAAAAUUAAGUAUCUAUAAAAACGGAGAAAUUCUCCGUCGACUAAUCACUCCCGGAUGUGACUCAAGACUGCAAAACAAAUCUACUUAUAUGUUCUGAGCGAUUGUGCACUGGUAACAUUCGAGAAUAUACGUCGUUAGGAUGAUUGUUACGUCGAAUGAGAAAAUUUAGUAAUGUUGCUAAAGUUUACUUUUCGGAUAAAGUUUUACUGUACGUUGCGGUUCUUCGGACAAUAUCUUCUAAUUCGAGAGAUUUUGACAAAUCUGGAGUAGGCAAUAGUACAAUGACUUGCGAGUAUCUUUUUUUUCUUUUUUGUCAAAAUUGAACGUAAAAGAAAAAUUGAAAAAAAGAUGCUGUAAGAAUAUAUAUUAUUUUGUACAGCAUAUACAGGGUCAGUCACCUAAAUUCUAGUCGUUAGAUUCUAAAGUAUCUCUGUUGCUUUUUUUUAUAUUAGAGGAAGAUGUUUAGGCCGUAGAGAAUAAAUUGUAUAAUUGGAAAGGAUAAAUAUUGUGAUUAGCCAAACUUUUUUUCCAAGUGUACACAAUUUAUUUCUUACACAUUUUCUUAUGAUAGAAAAAUCAACAGGGAUAUUUCCAAUGUUAGAGAUAGAAUCCAACAUUAGAUGACUCUCCUUGCAUAUUGUAUAUAAAAUAGCAUAUAUACAUGUAUGUAUAUAAAAUAUACAUAUAUGUAUUCAACGUAUCGCAAUUAUCUUUUGAAUUGAGCUUACAUUAUUUUGUGGAAGCUGUACGUUACAACUAAAUGUUACGUGCGCAAUAACUCGAUAUGUCUAAAGCUCUGAUGGGGCCAAAAUGUUGAACUAAUAAUAGGAGACAGGAAAUCUUUAUUCACGGUGUCCAUGCCACGAGGUUAUUUUAAUGCGUGGCAUGUGGUACAAAGAUUUUACCCGUUCUUGACAUGUCCUCACUGCCAAAACGUACCACUCUGUAUAAGAUAGGAAAGACAGACAAAGAAAUAAAUCGUGCUUGUGCUAACGAGCUAAUUUCGCUCGCAUUACCAUGGAAUGGAACUCGACUGAUUAGUGUAUGCGUGCGCUAAUUUUACUACUCAGAACAAGUCGUCAGCUGCUAUAAGUAUUUAAUUCUUAAGAAGUGUGAUUAUUUUUUUUACACGAAAAUAUAUAUUUUCCGGUAUUAUAUGAAAUGCUCGCUGCGACAGUCUCAGUGCUCCGGUCUGAACGUGAAGAAAGUAGCUUGAUACACGCUAAAACACGUACAUACACAUACACAAACUGAUUCACUCAUUCACACACACAGACACAUUCAUACGCGCACACAAACUGUAAUAGGAUAGCACUUACUGAUUUUUGUAGAUAAGGAAGAACUCAGAUGGAGCACUGAGACAUUCAUCAGCACAUGGAGACUGAUGCUCUCUUUUUUCAUAUAGGUAAAAUAUAUAUUUAUAUAUACAUAUGAUUUAGAUAUUAGAGUUCCCAUAUAGUAUAUUAUACGUAAGUUGUGCCUGUGUAUUGUGCGUGAGUGAGUACUUAUGGGUACGCCAGAGAAUUUGUGAAUAUUGUAGCGUGUGUUACAUCGAGCGAGAGAGACGGUGAGAAAGUGAUGUAUAUAAAGUACGGGAUGUUAUGUCGUUGCCGACGCUUGUACAUACGGGGUACUGCGGGCAACGUAUGCAUUCGUCGUGUGUACAUGCGUGCACGCAAUCUAGGUCAUAUAUUUAUUUGCUGUUGUGUUGAAGAGAGAGCCGUGAGUGAAUGAACUUGAAUUAAAUUUGAAGUUUUUAGGUACGAUAACGUUUCUAACAACUACAGACUUGAGGCUUAUCGCGAGGGUGCCCGUGCGGGCGUAUAUAAGGAUGAUGAUUGUUGAUGCCACUCUCAUGAUACGCCUCAUAAUUGUUUAGCAAAUAUGCUACAUCACGGCACACGUGAAAACAUUCGUCCAGAACCGACGAAUCGUACGUUUUAUGUUGAAAUGUGUUCGUCCAGUUUCCAUAGUUUGCCGUUUGUCUCACGUACACGUAUGCUUGUUCGUGCUUAUAUUUCGAGAUGGAUAUAUCGAUGAUACAUUGACUUACGUGAGAGAAUUAAAGUGUUAGAUGAAAAAAUUGUUUUAAAGAGAAAUUCAAUUAUAUAUCAGAUUGGUUGCUCCAAAGAGAAGACGCGUGUUCUGUAUGUGUGUGCACGAAUGCACGUGCGCGCGCCUUUUGUAGCAUAUUUCGAAAUAUAAUCCCUUUAAUUGUACAUAUAAACAGUUACUUUAGAGAAGUGAUAGUGUGAUGGCUAUAUGGUGUACAUACAGAAUCCAGAUGCGCGUGUUAAUCGCGCACCGGGACUAGGAAAUGAUUAUGUUAAAUAUCUACUAUUUAUGAGUAGAAUAGUCUAAAAGACUUUCUACCAAAGAUCAUCGGAGUUUAAGAGCAAGUUCUUUUAUCGAUAGAAGUUCCAGUGAACACCAACUAACGAUAACGUUAUAUCAUUAUUAUGUAAUUUCUCAAUCAAUAGUGUAAAUGCGAUAUAACGUGCGCUGUAUUUAUAACAAUUACAUCGCUGAAUGGGAAAUUACAACAUUGAGGUAACGUUACUAUCAGUUAGUGUUUGUAACUGGAACGAUAUAUAAAACAGCGAAAUGGAAAGAGCAAGACAGCACGACAGAACACGAUUAUUAAAGUAAGUAACGAGGGUGAGGAUGCAAAGACAUGUGUGCGUCUAAGUGCACGGAGGUACUUUAAAACGAGUAAAAGAAGAAAAACCAUUUAUCGAGAAUAGUAUAAAAGAGAGAUGAUAAGAUAAAAUGUUAUAUUUUUGUAGAUUUGUUAUUGCGUAAAAUGCAUUAGGACAAUGAGAAACUUUAUAUAAUUUGAGUAAAAUGACAGUUAACGAGCCUGUGAGGGUUAAACGGAUGAGAUCCUGUGAGAGGAUAAAUGGGAAGGAAAAAUGACAGAGAAGGCAAGAAAGAGAAAGAAAAGAAGAAAAAGAAAAGGCAACGGAAAGAAGAAAGUGCUUUGGGAACGGGGAUGUUAUAAAGAAAUGACAUCCGCGGGGAAAUUUUGCUGAAAAAAAUGAAAGAAAAAGAAAAAAACGAAUCCCACGUUCUCCUACGUUUCCGAAGCUCUCAGUUUCCUGAGUUGCUUGUAGGAACAGGAUUAUAAAAGGACAUACACAUACAUCACAUACACACAUAUACACAUCAUAUAUAUAAAUAUAUAUACAUGUAUACAUAUACGAAUAACUGAAAUGAAUCGUAACUAUGUAAAGUCAGCUUCAACGUGCGCCGAGCAUAUGUGGAAAUGAUUUGACUCGUCACGUUUUAUGCGAUACGUGCGCGGACAUUUAUUUCGAGUUUGCAUCAGCCACGUCUCACAUAUGCAAUAUUAUUUGGAUGUGUAUCGUUCAAUAUCAUUCGAGUCUCAUCACUUAACGAUUAGCGUGCGUUACCUCGCAAGUACGUUACAAAUAUGGUCGGUACGGAAGUAUUUCUUUACGCAAUGAGGCAAAUGAAAGAACUUAAAUUUCGAAAAUCGACAAGUCAACUGUGCUCUGAACGCGACAUCCACACACACACGCACACAUAUAUGUAAACAUACACAUAUACAUACAGCACUAGAAGCCGACUUUCUGAAUCUGACGAAUACUAAUGAUGAAUUUGAGAGUAAAAUGCCACUUUACGCUUUUACGUAAAGAUAGAUGAUUUUCUUUCUGAGAAAUCGAACUCUUGAUAUAUACCGGAUACAAAAUGUAAGGACACAAAUAUACGAUGUUAUGCAACGCGAUCAGUCGCUACUGCGCUGAUGUGAGUAAUGAAAUAACGUGAAAUAAUUUAUUGUAAACGCGCGAAGCGUAUAAUGCCAAAAGGUAUAAAAAAGGGAAAUCACACAUUGAAUACAGCAGAUGCAGAAACGUUGAAAAUAAAUAUAAUAUUGAAACUCGCAUAAAAAACACGAAUGACGUGAAAAAAAGAAACAGGCGCGUACGACAUGCGUGCCUGCUUUUCGUUGUAAUAAGUAGAGAGAGAGAGAGAAAGAGAGAGAGAGAGAGAGAGAGAGAGAGAGAGAGAGAGAAAUGGGGAGAAAGAAAGAGAGUGAGAGAGAGAACGAGAUAGAAAGAAAGAGGGGCCCACGAAACUCGUCUAUGAUACCGACAUACCAUUAAAAAGACACGAGUAAUCUAUUGUAUUUAUAAAGUAACGAUCUAUAAUGACAUUUGAAGCAUUGUGUGUUGUGAUAACGGAAAAAAAAAUUAAUUAUACACCGAGUAAUAAUACUAACUCUCGAUAAUCUUUGUGCCGGAGCGGCAGGCGCUUUAACGAGGAAAUGAUUAUUAAAAUGAGUCGCGCGAAAAAGGGAUCGGGUGUCCUCGCGAUAUCUGAUCCGCGCCUCUCUCUCGCGUUGCGCGAGUAGAAGUUGUUCGUAAUUAACGCGCUCGACUUUUCCGAAUGGCUGUUCUCAUUUUAUUUCGAUCACCGAUGCUCCUUCAGCACAGAAUAUUAUGAUGCAGCCAUCUCAGCUAGACUCUCUAAUUAACGCCUUAAACGUAAUUCGUAUAAUGUAGUUUGUAUCCUUUCAUUUCGAGAGACGAGAGAGAUUUUUUCGCUAUACGUUAUCCGCUCUCAUCUCUUUUUCGUUUUCGUGCCGCGUAGAGAGCCACUUAGGUCGUCUUGCAAAAAUCGAGAAAAGAACAAAAAAAAGAAAGAAGAGAACAAAGAGACGAGAUCAUUUAAUUUCAAUAACUUGUUUUAAAUGAUUCCUCCCCCCCAAAAAAAAGGAAUAUGUAUAUUACGUUUCACGUAUGUUUUAGAUAUGCACGAUGCCUGGACAUCGUGCAUUUCGUGUUUCUCUUAUUAUUUUUAACUUGCUGUAGCCUUGUACGAGAUAUAGAGUUGCGAAUUUUCAUAGUGAUCCGGACAUAAGAGUAAUAAUAACGAUAAAUAACCAACCUGAGUUGCUAUAUGUACGCUCGACGUUUUAAAUUUUAAGUUUUUCCUUACCGUAGUUUUGCUUAAUAUACGUAAAGUACGAGAAUAUACUAAAAAAAUAAAAAAUAAAAAAAUACGAUAGCGAACGCAAAUAUAAUCUAAUAAAGUAAAAAGAACAAAAAAAAAAAAUGAUUAAACACUUAUCGAUGUAGCUGAAAAUGAAAACGCAUGUGGGCCCCGCGCGAAGACACACCUUAUAUAUUAUUAAAUAUUACAUAAAUAUAACGUAUAUUCUGCUAUUAUUUUUCAUAGCUGAGAGAAGGAAAAAAAAUGAUACACGCAUACGCGCGGUAAUAAAUGUAUGUUUGAUAAUCAUUAUAGUAUGUUUAUUUUUCGUGUUUUUAUUUUCUCUUUCCUAUACAUUAAAGAAUAAAAAGAAAUAAAGGGAGCUAAUAUAAUGAUCGCGAAAGCGCAUAAAAUGAUGCAUAGAAAGAGAGAGAGAGAGAAAAGCGCUACACCACUUUGUGUAUUUGCGAGAUAAAGGGAAUGCCCUUCGAAAACUUUGUAUCUGAAAUAAUUGUACUAUCCGGAAUAUCACACUCGCAGUUUCCGGCUUACGAAGGGAAAGGAAAGACGGGGAUAAAGGGGGAGAGAGAGAGAGAGAGAGAGAGAGAGAGAGAGAGAGAGAGAGAGCAAAGGGGAGACGAAACGUUUGUUAAUCCGACUAAAAAAUUGUACAUGCGCUAAGCUAUUAUUGAUAAUCAUAUAAUUUGACCUCGAUGGGUUGGCCUGUGGUCAGUAAUACGUUGUAAUACCGCGGUGCGCAAACCGUUUCGAAUCACUUUUCCAGAUAGAUUUCAGAGCAACUCACUGUUCACUGUAUUAUCGGACGACUGUAAAAAGAAAAAAAAAAAAGCCGAAACAGAUCGUUUGUCGUAACGAGCAAAGAGAGAAAAGAGAGCAAGAAAAGUCCCGUCGCUCUCCGCGAGCGAUUUCUCUCGGGACGGCGGAAAACGUGCGCGCCGGGAAGGAUUACACCUAUUAUUAUGUAACUUAUAUAUACACUGAUCGUAAAUAGUAAUGAGCCGGCAAUCACAGCCGGCGUAUCUCGGAGUAGAAUUCGUAGACGAGAUCGUCAAAUCGUUCACACGCAGCCGACCCAUUCCCGGUCCUCGCAUUUAUAUAAACGCAGUCACACACACAUUGAUGUAUUCUUGUUGGAUUAUUAUACCAUUGUAACACUUA
Messenger RNA from Odontomachus brunneus, 9469 nucleotides. Its product is annotated as constitutive coactivator of PPAR-gamma-like protein 1 homolog. Lineage: Eukaryota; Metazoa; Arthropoda; Insecta; Hymenoptera; Formicidae. The coding region runs from base 391 to 3342 and encodes 983 amino acids. The transcript has 16 exons. Gene Ontology annotation, cellular component: nucleus. The record is from RefSeq and is a predicted model, not a curated record.